Messenger RNA from Engraulis encrasicolus (European anchovy), 2929 nucleotides. Its product is annotated as V-set and transmembrane domain-containing protein 5-like. The record is from RefSeq and is a predicted model, not a curated record. Lineage: Eukaryota; Metazoa; Chordata; Actinopteri; Clupeiformes; Engraulidae. The coding region runs from base 410 to 1048 and encodes 212 amino acids. The transcript has 3 exons.
AGAGAGAGAGAGCAGAAGAGAAGCGUGUUGCGGAGCGAAAUCAGCCAGAAGAAUCUCAAUUCUCAACGAACAGAUAAUAACAAGAGAUCAAGAUGGAGAGAUGAAGAGGAGAGGGGGAUCGAGAAGGAGAAGAAAACAAGGGAUUGAGAAAGGAGGUAAAGGAAAGCGAGGGAUACAGAGAGAGAGGAGGAGAAGAGAGAGGAGGAGAAAGGACUGGAGAGAGGAGGAGGAAGGUAGGUGAAGAAAUCGAGUGCUAUAGAGAAACAGGAGGAGGAGGUGAAGAAAGCGAGUGAUAUAGAGACAGGAGGAGGAAGUGAAAAAAGCGACUGAUACAGAGAAAGAAGGAGGUGAAGAAAGCAAGUGAUAUAGAGACAGGAGGAGGAGGUUUAGAGGUUGAUGGCCGGUCCAGAUGAGGGUUCACACACUCGGGAGUUUCCCUGCAGCCCUCACACACACACUCCUCGCCCUGCUGCUGCUCGGCCACACAGGUCUUGGUGAGGAGGGGUGUGUGUGGGGGGAGGUGACUGAGUCUGUGCUACUUCCUGCUGACAUCAGCGAUGACGUCAACGACUCUGGCCCCUCCCCCUUGCUUUCCUGGCGUGUCGUCACGUCGACCGGCUCGCAUCCCAUCGUCUCCUGGCGACCAGAGUCAGGCUCCACCCCUAACGUGUCGUCGGCCUAUCAGGGCCGUGUCACCAUGCACCACAACGGCUCCCUCACCCUCUCACACCUGCGUCUCCAUGACAACGGCUAUUACAUCCUCACGGCAACCGACGCCCUUGGCAACACCAGGGAGGAGGGGCUACUGCUACAGGUCACAGAGGUGUGUUAUGAGGAUCUUCAGUACCUGGCCGUGUUCCUGCUCGUCUUGUUUGCUGUGAGCGGCUCCCUGAUGGUCUCUAUGUGGCUGCUGAAGAGAGUCGUGUCGGCGUGGAAACGCAAGAGGCACUCCUCCUCAGUUACGGUAACCCUGACAACCCCACAGCCGACCUGGAGGUACUACAGUAACCAUGACAACCCCACGGCCGAAAUGGAGAUGCUAGAGUAACCAUGGCAACCCCACGGCCGAAAUGGAGAUGCUAGAGUAACCAUGGCAACCCCACGGCCGAAAUGGAGAUGCUACAGUAACCAUGGCAACCCCAUGACAACCCCACAGCCGACCUGGAGAUGCUACAGUGACCAUGGCAACCCCCUCAGCAUGGAGACUAGAGAUCUCAUCCCAUCUCAUCAGAGACAAACAGAGGGAGGGGAUGGAUUGAGCAAGGCGAUGGGUUGCUAAAACAGAGGAAGGGGAUGGAUUGAUUAAGGGGAUGGUAUGGGCAUGAGUAACUGGGCGAAUAGACCAGCCGUGACGCGAUUGAAGCGACAGAGAAUCGCUUCUGUGCAGCAAGAGCGAUACGAGCGAUUGAAGAGUCAAGUCAAGUCAAGUCAAGUUUGUUUUAUUGUCAAUUUCUUUACAUGCACUGGUCAUACAAAGAAUUUGAAAUUACGUUUCUUGCUUUCCCAUGCAGACAGACUAAUCUAGGUAAGGACAUAGACAGUAUAGACAUAGACAGUACUCAUACAUGGACAUAAGACAGUAUGGACAUAGACAGUGCUCAUACAGACAUUUAAAGUGCAAGACUGGACAACAGAAGACUUGUAGAGAACAUACAUUAAGAGGAGGUAAUUGUUGUGCUUUUCCUAAAAGUCCUUUAUAGCGUUCUGACAUAGUAAUAGUAGCAUUUUGAAGAAAAAUAAAUAUUAAAAUAAGGUCUAUCAAGUACACCAGCAGCAGUGAGAGUGUGUGUGUGUGUGUGUUUAGUGCAGGUAGAAAGUGCGGUGUGUGUCUGUGUGUGUGUGUGUGUGUGUGUGUGUGUGUGAGUUGUGUGUCAGUGUGUGUAUGUUUGGGUUUAGUGCAGAAAGUGCAGUGUGCUUGUGUGUGUGUAUGUGUGUGUGUGUGGAGACUAGAGUAUGUCCGUUAAAAGUAGAAUGCAAGCAUUUCAACAUUCCCAUUGGCUGUGGUUACUGACCUCUAUACAGUCAUUGGCUGUGGCGGCUUGUCGCCAAACCGUGUCAUAGCUCAUUUGCAUAACAUUCCCAGGAGUUCAACUACAAAUUGUCGCUCUCGCGAAUCCCCUCAUCUCCAAAAUCGCUUUUUUCGCGCGACUCAAUACAAAGUCAAUUACUUCCAUCGCUCGCCUCGCUAAUGUCGCGGCUGGUGUAUUCGCCAGGUAAGGAUAUGGAUUCAGAGUAAGGGUAUGGAUUGCUAAAACUAUGUUGUGUGUACAUUUUAAAUGGUGUCAAUCAUGUGAAGUGGUAAAAAGUGAUAGGGGUGCUCUCACUUUUGUGACAUUAAUGGCUGUAUUUCAAAUUAUUUUGAAUGAACAAUAAAUUGAAGUGGCUAUGUAUGGUAAGCUUUAUGCUGGUUAAGUUCAUUGUGUCAUCGUGAAAUUUCGUUAAUGUUGUCACAUGAAGAGAUAUACCGGUACUUACAAAUCUGCAGAAAUAUGAGGGGAGGGGAGAGGGUUGUACUCACUUCUGUGACAUACUGAACAUGUUCUUCAAUAAACAUAUAAGGGGAGGGGAGAGGGUUGUACUCACUUCUGUGACAUACUUGUGAUAUAUUGGUUUGAUAACCAAGGCAUGAAGUAUAUUAAUAAAUUACGGAGACCGAUCGUAGCAUGACUGUAUGUUUAUAGUAGUCUUCAACAUAAUACAGGUUCACUUGUACUGUAGUACUAGACCUAUGUAUUCCUAACGUGGAGGCCACCCUGUGGUAAGGAGGUGAACUACAACUAAAUAACACAAUACAUCACAUCUCUCUCCUUAAGAUAGAUAAUCUCUCAACAGUUCUAUCCUGUAAUAACUUCUGUUAAGUUAAAGUUUUCUUUGCAAAUUAAAUCAUAUCAUUUCUUUUACUAAAUAAAUUCUUACUUCAUAGUUUAAC